Messenger RNA from Zophobas morio, 4160 nucleotides. Its product is annotated as probable multidrug resistance-associated protein lethal(2)03659. Gene Ontology annotation, cellular component: membrane. Gene Ontology annotation, biological process: transmembrane transport. Bases 95 to 3787 code for a protein of 1230 amino acids. The record is from RefSeq and is a predicted model, not a curated record. Gene Ontology annotation, molecular function: ATP hydrolysis activity; ATP binding; ABC-type transporter activity. The transcript is spliced from 9 exons. Lineage: Eukaryota; Metazoa; Arthropoda; Insecta; Coleoptera; Tenebrionidae.
ACGAUUACAUGUUCCGCUUUACAAAACACGAACAUUUCGAAGUCUUCAAAUGUAAAUUUAACCCUUUACGGUACCACGCAUCGACGGUACCACAAUGGACUAUCUACCAAGAAUCAAACGGAGUAAGCACCCCCAAGAACGAGCGAAUUUUAUAUCACAACUAUUCUUUUUAUAUACCGCAAGUUUAUUUACGAAAGGGUACACCAGAGAUCUAGACGACUCGGAUUUGUAUGAGGUACCCCCAACUUUCAAAUCGAAGAAAUUAGCCGAACAACUGGACAAACACUGGCAGAAGCAGGUAAUGAAACAAAAGGAAACUUCAAUCUUCUUUUCCUUGCUGAAGUUUUACGGACUUUCGUACUUUUUACUAGGACUCAGUAAAAUUAUUUUGAAAACAUCUCUAAUUGUUAUCCGUCCAUUUGUGGUUGAAAAGUUUGCUUCAUUUUUCGUACCACACCAAAUCAACCCAAGUGGAACUUAUUCCAGUUUAUACGGAUUUUCCAUCAUCGGUUUAGUUCUUGUAGAAUGUUGGUACGACCAGUGGUACACUUUUAAAUUGUCUAGUUUAGAAAUCCAGGUCCGGGCUUCUUUAAGCGGACUAUUUUAUCGGAAGUGUUUAAGACAGUCAUCGCUAUCUUCAGAAAAUAUAGGCAAAAUUAUCAAUCUGUUAACCAAAGAUGUGUAUAAUUUUGAAAUGUGUAUCAAGACCGCUAACGAGACAUGGAUUAGUACGAUUCAAAUUAUUAUUAUCAGCUACAUCCUUACUGACAGAAUCGGCUACAUAGUAUUGAUUCUGGUACUAUUUCUUUUAAUAUUAGUACCCAUACAAGUACGCUUAGCAAUCAAAACCACAGUUUUAAAACUACAAAUGUUGGAAAAAACGGACGACAGAUUUCAAACAACCAAAGACAUACUUUUGAACAUUCGAACCAUAAAAAUGUACGCUUGGGAAAAAUUUUUCCACACGAAGUUAUUAAAUCUGCGAUCAAAAGAAGUGAAUCUGACUUUCGAAAUCUUUUUACUCAAGUUUAUAAUAAACAUAAAUGGGAUUGUAUGGACUUGUGCAACUUUUUUCAUAUGGAUGGCCAUCUUCAUCCAUAGCAACGAAGUAACUUCCGAGAUCGUUUUCUUCAUGUUUGACAGCCAUCGUACAAUUGGUUGCCUACUCACCAUCACUAUCCCCUUCUCGAUAUCACAGAUCGUUCAAACUGUGGCCACUAUCACAAGAGUUGAUGAGUUUUUGAAGAGAAAGGAGAUAUCUCGCGUUUUGAAAAUGUCAAAAAGAAGCAAAAUUGCACUAAAGAAUGUUUCAGUUGUAUAUAGAAAGGAAUCAGUCUUGAAUGAUAUUAAUUUAGAAUUUGAUGAAGGUUUGGUUUUGAUAAGUGGUGCUCCUGGCAGCGGCAAAACUUUUCUGUUGAAGACUAUUCUUGGCGAGUGCGACAUAACAAGAGGGAAUGUGGUAACAGAAGGUAGUAUUUCGUAUGCUUCUCAACAACCAUGGCUUUUCCCAGCAACGAUUCGCCAAAAUAUUGUUUUUGGGGAAGAGUUUGACGAAAAACGGUACAAUGCGGUGCUAACCGUCUGUGAUUUAGCUAACGAUUUUCAGUUAUUACAAAAUGGUGACCAAACAAUAAUAGAAGAUAGAAUUAACUUGAGUAAAGGUCAGUGCGUUAGAAUAAAUUUAGCACGGGCUUUAUACAAAGAGAGUGACAUUUAUUUACUGGAUGAUCCUCUAAUGGCUUUGGAUCCUUAUUUAAAAGAAUACGUUUUCAAAGCGUGUGUAAGAUUUCUUGACCACAAGUUAGUAGUUCUUGUGAUGCAAGAUCCAACAGAUUUUGUUGGUUAUCAAAGUUCCGUUGUUCUCGACAACGGAAAAAUAACUUCGAAUUACAACUCUCAAAUGAAAAUAAUAGCAAGAAAUGUACAUGACAAAAGACACAUGUUUGUUGAUGAUGAAUUAAAAUUUACUGACAAUGUUGAUGAAGAAACUCAGUUGUUGCCUACUCUUCAUUUGAAAAAUAUCUACAAAGAACGUAAUAAAGUUGGAGAAGUCGAGUGUAAAGUUUACAAGAAGUGGAUGGAAGCAGGUGGUGGUAUCCUUCAUUUUCUGCUGGUAGCUUUCUUUUUGGUGUUUCUUCCACUAACAACAAAUUUUCUAGAAGGAUCGAUUAAUCUAUGGGCAAUAAAUGAAGAAAAAAUAGCAAAUUACACCAGAACAAGAGCUUCACGCACCCCAGACGUAACAUUAUUGAUGAGAAAACGUACAAAUUCUGUUACUUUACAAAUUUUAUUCAUACUUCUUUUACUUGUUUUAUUCGUUACCACUAGCGUCGGUUUCUUAAACUUUGCCAAACGUGUAUCUCUCAAACUUCAUGAUCUUCUAGCACAUGCUUUAAUCAAUGUUAAUUUGCAUUUUUUCAAUACAUCUGUAGCAGAAAUCUUGAAUAAGAUAUCGCGAGAUUUUCUAAACAUAGAUGAAAUAAUUCCAUUUUUGUUCUACGAUUUGUCCAAGUUGUUGAUUCCACUGAUUUCACCCAUGAUUUUUAUUGUACCGAUCCAAAAAAUUUUUCUCGUGCCACUAGUUCUCUUAAUUUUUAUUUUAACCUUUAUAAGGAAGAUGUAUCUGACUAUUGGCAGAAGCCUAAAACGACUGGAAGCAUCUAGUAAAACUCCAAUGGUAGGCCACUUUAGUGCUAUGCUCAGUGGGUUAACUACAGUGAAAUCCCAAAAAUGCGAACAAAAAGUACUCGAAGAAUUUGAUAAUCAUCUAGAUCUACAGAUCUCUGCUUCUUUUACAUAUAUGUCUGCUACUAGAGCAUUUUCUCUAGCAGUUGGCUGGACUUCUACAAUUUUUCUAGGGAUUGUUAUAAGUAGAUUUUUUGUCGUUAGAUCAGACCCAUUAAGUGUUACAUUUACAAUCUUCCAAACUCUACUCUUAAUCGAAAUAUCAAAUGCAGUUUUCCUCACUUGGGCUGAAAUCGAAACUCAUAUGACGUCAGUAGAACGCGUUUUGGAGUUAACCCAAGUCCGACAAGAAUGUCCAGCAAAUUGUAUGACUGAAAUAUGGUCGAAACCAGGCUACAUCAAGUUCCACAAUGUUUGUUUAUACGAAACGAUCUCAAACAACGUAAGUUUUGUUAUCCACCCUAAAGAAAAAAUUGGAGUUGUUGGAAGAAGUGGCUCCGGAAAGUCGGCACUAAUUUCCACUUUAUUUAAAUUAGAAAAUUUUGAUGGUCAAGUUUUUGUAAACGGCGUCGAUUUAAAAACUUUGCCUCCAGAAUAUCUACGGUCGAAAAUUUCGUCGAUUCCUCAAGAUGUAACCAUUUUUGAAGGCACAAUAAAAGAAAACUUGGACCCUUUUAAUAAAUACCCAGACAGUGAAAUUUGGGACGUUCUACAACUUGUUAAUCUGAAGAAAUUCGUGUGGGAUUUGAAUGUUAAUGUUAAUGACACUUACAUCGUUGGAAGAGUUCGACAGAUCUUGCUCUGUUUAGCCAAAGUUAUUUUAGAGAAAAAUGAGAUUGUGGUUUUUGAUGAAUUUCUUGUUAAUAUUGGAGACAGUUUAAGAAAUUUAGUUUGUAAUUUGAUUCAAACGGUAUUUGUAAAUUCGACAAUGAUAAUAGUGACUCAUGAUUUGCACAUUCUUUCUUGUUGUAAUAAAGUAAUGGUUUUGGAUGAGGGUAGAAUAGUCGAUUUUCGUACUUUUUCGCGACUGAGUAGAGAUGAGGAAGGGAUAUUUUUCCAAAUGUUGAGCAAAAAAUCAAAAGAAAUACUACACAAAAGUUAAUGUUGUUCAUAAUAAUUGUCACACUGUAAUUUGUUUAUAUUUUUAUUGCCAGUCACUGUAAAGAAAUUAAUUUUAAGUGUUAUAAGUACACGUAGAUAUAUAUCGUUUAUCUGCAGCAGGUACAUGUUUUAUCGAGCAUUUUAUCUUUCUUUUUUUAAUAAUUUUCUAAAAACGAUAACGACACGCGCCGCUGUGUUGUUGAUAUAUUUUGUCCACGCCACUGGAAUAACUGUCACUGGCGCAACAAUUCUGUGAUUAAAACCCAUAAUUUAACUUUAAAUUUUUGCAACAUUUGAGUUUAUUUGUUAAACAUAUAAAUCGUAUCCAAAUGUGUUGUAUAAAUAAAUAAAAUAAACAUAUUUUAAACGGAAAC